GGUGUCUGUUGUACGAAACAGAAGGGAUUGUAAUUGUAAGCCACCUUGAGACUUCUUAAGGAAGAGAAAAGGGGGGGGGUAUAAAAACCAACUCAUCAUCUUCUGUGCCAGGCAUCUUCAGAACAAAAGGCAGAAACAUUACAGUGCAGAACUAAGCGAUGAUCUUCGGGACUGUAGAACUAUCAGUUGCAGAUCUAAAGAUCUGGACCAGAACACUUCUCAGAUGGCCUCAAGGGUGAUUUUAGGAUUCCUCGCAAUCAAGCUUUUGCUGUACAUUACUGCAGGUGUAGAGCUGACCAUUAACAAUAAUGACACUGACCACACGCUGCAAACAGAGCCAGGCCUGAGUCAGUCCCUCUGGUGCGCUGUACGGAAUCACAGCCGGGAGGAGGAGCUGGUCUGGCUCCGGCAGGAUGAGACGGUUGACCUGAAAGAUGGAAACCGAGUGAACGCCAGCAGCAUCUGCAUCUCACCUGUCUCUAAGGAAGACAAUGGGGUUUCCUUUACCUGCAAGCUGGCCCGAGAUGGGUCCAUCCAGAUCACUGUGGUACUGGAUGUCAUCUUCCCACCUUCCCUAAGUGGAGAAAAUCAUCCAUCAGUACCAGAAGGGGAUGAUGUGACCCUCAGCUGCCACGUGAAGGCUAACCCACCAGCUCGGAUGGUUUGGUAUAAGGACAACAACACCUUGGUCUUGGAGCCUGCCCGUUUCCAGAUUUUCCAGUCCAGCGACCUCUUUCAGCUGAUUAUCAAGAAAGCCCAGGAUUCUGACGGUGGAGCCUAUAUGUGCGAGGCCAGUUCGGCUCUUGGAACAGCAACGAGAAAUUUUCACUUGACUGUCGGAGCUGGGAAACUUGCCUUCCCAACAGAGGCAGUCAUUGCUGCAGCAGUGGUGGGCGUGCUCACCAUCCUUUUUGCUAUUGUGGCUCGACUAGAGGCAAUUCUUAAGUGCUUCAGGAAAGCCAGAAGAUCAUCAAGCAACACAGCACUAUGAAGGAAUUCCCAUCUUGGCACAACAUAAGAAGCAUCUAUGGCUGUCACUGACUGCAAACCCUUCCUUGGGUUUCCGUGGUUCAGAUCCUUCCAUGCUUUAUUUAUUCUUGCACAUGUGUACAUGCUUGGAUUGUAACUUCAUUCCCUGGGAAAUUCCUGCUGGCCAGACUUCAAAUAUUCUUUCAAGGUUAAAAAUUAACUUCAGAGUCGUUGCUGCCCUAAUCAAGGUGGCCAGCGUGUCGGCAUGAAAGAGAACGGAAGGUGUGGUGUGUUUCCCUCCCUUCCGUCUUCAGACAUACGCAGUUGCUAAGUAAAAUUUUGAAGGGAGCAUCGUAAUUAUUUGCUGAUUAACACUAAUUAUAGGCGAUUCAUUCAUUUCCUUCCCUACUUUCUCAGAAAGUCAACGAAUGUGUUGCUGCAUCACUUUUAAACACUGGGGUGGCAACACUUCUACAAACUGCAUUUUCCUGAUUGACGAGUCCUUUGCUUUAUUCCCCACUUGCACGUCAGCUGCUUUGCUGAUGCAUCUCAGUACAAGGACUGAGAAGUGGGUGAACUAUUUUUGCUCCCUGAAGACCCCAGAAAACACCUCUUCUGCUCUAUGAACUGAGCCCCUGUGAUGUUCUUAGCACGGGCGUGCCACUUGUACCAGCUGAAGCAGGGCUCAUGUAGUAAGGGCAGGCUUGAGUUUUGCUAUUGUGAAGGAGGUGGAGACUUGGAUCAAAUCAGAAGCAGUGCAUCAUGGGGGACUUGGAUUAAAAUCCCCCCUCAGUCGCGAAACUUAUUAAGUCCACGUCUCUCAAUCCGACCUACCUCAGAGGUUUGCUAUGCAGAAGGAAACUUGGGGGGGGGGGAAGAGCCAUGUAUACCACCAAAAGCUACUUAGCUGUACAUUGCAAUAAGAAAAUAAAGUUGAAAACUGAGAUUCAA
Molecule: messenger RNA, 1920 nt
Organism: Sphaerodactylus townsendi
Lineage: Eukaryota; Metazoa; Chordata; Lepidosauria; Squamata; Sphaerodactylidae
Gene: TMIGD1
Product: transmembrane and immunoglobulin domain containing 1
Exons: 7
Coding region: 224-991 (255 amino acids)
Biological process (GO): cell-cell adhesion
Cellular component (GO): cell-cell junction
Molecular function (GO): cell adhesion molecule binding
Source: RefSeq, a predicted model, not a curated record